Messenger RNA from Octopus sinensis (East Asian common octopus), 2998 nucleotides. RefSeq names its product kinetochore protein NDC80 homolog. The coding region runs from base 130 to 1956 and encodes 608 amino acids. Gene Ontology annotation, biological process: attachment of mitotic spindle microtubules to kinetochore. Gene Ontology annotation, cellular component: Ndc80 complex. The transcript has 16 exons. Lineage: Eukaryota; Metazoa; Mollusca; Cephalopoda; Octopoda; Octopodidae. The record is from RefSeq and is a predicted model, not a curated record.
UGAUUUUGUAGAAUGCGAAACUAAAUUCUAACGGUUAGGCGCAUAAAUUCAAAUGAUCGGAUUUUGCCAUUUCAGGCGAAGAACUUUUUGAUUUGAAAAAAAUAAAGUGAGAAGGAAAGAAAUCCAAGAAUGUGGCGCCAGAGCUCUUCUCAUAAAUCGGCAGCUCCUGCCCGUGUUUCCAAGACUUCACUGAGUAAACCAUCUGCAUCAAGGUUGUCAUCUAUGGACCGCUUGUCUUCUGGAACCAACAGUGCUCGCUUUUCCUUACUGGAUCGUAUGUCCUUCGGUAAAUUUUCUCUUGGCGGCAAAAGAAUGUCACAUGGCAUCGAGCGUGGAAGAAUGGAACUUCGAGACCCCAGACCUAUAACCACGAAAGCCUACCAGCAACGAUGUGUGAAGUCUCUUCUGGAGUUCCUUGAAUCUUACGGCUAUCCACACAGUAUCACAGCAAAGAAGUUAAUGUCUCCAACAACAAAAGACUUUCUGAAUGUUUUUGAGUUUAUUGUGAAACACAUCGAAUUCAAAUAUAAGCUUCCAGAGAAAUUUGAUGAAGAAAUCCCCCGCUACCUCCGUUCUCUUGGCUAUCCUUUCCCCAUCAACAAGAGCUCGAUGUUUACAAUUGGCAGCCCUCACACCUGGCCGACCCUUUUAUCUGCCCUCGUCUGGUUAACCGAACUUAUCAAGACUGGUUUACUGUUGAAUGAAGAAACCGAUAGCAUCCUCUUCCAACAAGAAGAUUUUGAUAACUCGUCUGAUUCUAUGCUGAUAUUUAAACACCUUGUUGAGUCCUACGAUCUUUUUCUGAAAGGAUCGGAUUUUGAUGCCCUGGACCAGAUGCUCCAUGAUACCUUCAAAAACAGACAGUUUACAAAUGAAAGUCAACUUCAGAAACUGGCACAGGAGAACGAAAAUUUGAUCAAGAUGCUACAGGAAUGUGAAUGUAUUGAGGAUGAUGUGGAAGAAAUGCGAGUAAGUAAGGCCAUGCAAGAACAGGACCUCACUCGUCUGACGAAUUAUCUGACUGAACUGCAGAGCUUUAAAGAGAAACUGGACAAAACUGUGGAAGAGGAAAUGAAAGAAUUCGAAUUACUUGAGAGCGAACGUGAAUCCCUGAAGGAACAGGUAAACUCCCUGCAGGUGAUAUUUGAUAACCAAGAGUACAGCCCUGUGGAUGUGGAGCGGAUGAAGAAGGAGGAAGAACAGCUGCAGAGUCAGAUGGAAACGUUGGAGAAGGAAGAUGCUGAAUUAAGCCAAGAAAUCUGGAACAAAGAACUUGAUAUUGGUAAAAUUCAAGAAAAGUUAAACGAGAAAUCUAAGCAAUACAACAGACUGGCCCAAAAUUUGCAGCUGAUACCAACAACUGCAGAAAAUGCUGGUGGCUUAGAUUUUGAAAUGAAACCAGGCCGUCUCUUUGACAGCACCCAGGAACAAUUCAAAAAUCAUAAGAUGCAUAUAUGGGCAGUGAAGGAAAAGAUCACUGAAGCACUGCACUCCUGCAACACCGAGAAGGGACGUCACAUGGAUAUAAACGAACGGGAGAAUGACCAGUGCAGUGAGAAAGAGGCCCAUAUUGUCCGGCUGAAGAACAACCUGGAACGACUGAAGAAAGACUACAAAUGUGACAAGCAAUUACAUGAACAAUGUAUCGAAACCAAGCAGGAGCUGUACGACAAAGGUUAUGAGGAAAUGAACGAGAACAAGAAAGCCUUAGAAAUUUGCACAUUGGAGUUGGACCUACUUCGUGAGGAUUUGGAGAAAAUUAAGGAGCAAUCAGCCCAAGAAAUGGCAGAAUUUAAUAAAAAAGAGAAAGAUAGUUUGGAAUUCCUGCAGAAGGUCACUAAUCGAGUGGCUGAGCAUAAAUCCAGAAUUAAGAAUAACCUGGAAACGGUCAGUUCCGAGAUAAAAGGCUACAAAGAAAGAGCACUGGAAACCGUCUAUACCGCCCAGCAUUCUUGAGUGUUAAAUAUACAUGCAUAUAUACAUAUAUACACAAAUACACACACACACACAUAUAUAUAUAUGCUCACACAUUCUAAUGUGGUUCAUUAUAUUGCUUUGUUAAAACUUUCCAAGAUCUUACAGAAUUGGUGAAUGCAUGUAUGACUGUUAAGGUUUUCUAACCUGGCCCCAGUCAACCCUGCUUGUAUAGCUCUAUGCCCUUCCGCACAAACACACUCACUCACACACGUCAGGGACUAACUGAAUUAUCCUUCUUGUGUUUUUAAGAUGGGAAUCUGACUUCAUUUUUGGCAGAUUGAAUGAACACAUCAUUGUGUCAUUAUUUUUUCUAUUAAACUGACACAUCUAAUUCACAGAGUAAUGUUUGAUGUGCAUGUAUGUGUAUAUGCAUGUAUGUAUAGGUAUAUAAACACACACAAAUUGAUGUGUAUUGCUUGUAUUCUGUGUGUAUUUUACACACUUUCUGUGUGUGUGUGUACAUAUGAAGCAAUUAUUGUAUGUGUAACUUGCUUGGUCUGUAUUGUGAUAUUUGAUUGAAUAUAUGUGUGUUUAUGUGACUAUAUGUGUGUUUAUAUGAAUGUGUGUUUCUGUGAAUGUGUAUAUAAACAUUCUAGGGCUGACAAGUUCACAAGAAAUUAUGUCCAACCACUCAAAAUAUCGGUCACUAAGACGAGUGUGAAACUGAAUAAAAUAUUUAAUCCAUAAUCAUUAGUACACAAGGAUAUAUUUUAUCAGACUAACAAUUAUAGGAUUAAGUAUUUGAAAUAUAUAUAUUGGGUCAUCCCAUAAAUAAUGCGGUUUUUUAAGACUUCUUUUAUUUUUCAAAAUUAAAAUAAAGUUCUUUUUUAAUCUAAAAUAUAUUUUACUUUUUUUUUUUUUUUUUACAAUGCUCUUCCCUCUGUCUGGUAAACUUGCAAGGACCAUCUUCCAAAAUUCACUUGUCCGUGACAGAAAAUACUCCUCCAGUACUGUUCUGACCUCAUCUACAGAAUUCAUAUAUUUUCCAUCAAAAUUAUUUUGUAAACUGUAAAAUAAAUGA